Messenger RNA from Pectinophora gossypiella (pink bollworm), 1189 nucleotides. Its product is annotated as pancreatic triacylglycerol lipase-like. The transcript is spliced from 5 exons. The coding region runs from base 82 to 1086 and encodes 334 amino acids. NCBI's taxonomy places the organism in Eukaryota, Metazoa, Arthropoda, Insecta, Lepidoptera, Gelechiidae. Gene Ontology annotation, biological process: lipid metabolic process. The record is from RefSeq and is a predicted model, not a curated record. Gene Ontology annotation, molecular function: lipase activity.
AUUCUGAUUACACGAUUAUUGGUACAGUAGAAAUUUUGGCAGUUAGCAGGUCUACAAGUCAAUCGACUUCGGACCGUAGCCAUGAUAAAACUACUGUUGAUAGUUUGGGCUGCUUUCGUUGCAGUUAGCCACGCUGGGCCGGUGCCGUCAGUUCCUGGAGACAACAGCCAUUAUGUAGAGGGUGAGAGCCGUUACAUAUGGAUGUCCGAUGACGACACAGAGCCACGUCUCGUGGACCUCCAAGAACCAGUCGAUGAAGAUUUGCUGCUCACCAGAAAUGGCGCCAACAAUCAAUACUGGCUCUAUACCAGGUCCAACCCCACCAAUCCUCAGCAAAUUGUUCACGGCAAUGCUAACACUAUAUGGAAUUCGAACUAUGGAACCAACCUGCCUGUGAAGAUCCUUGUCCACGGUUGGACUGGCAGCAUGAACAGUGGCAUGAACCCCCUCCUCACGUCAGCGUUCCUUGCUGUUAUGAACUGCAAUGUCAUCGUCGUCGACUGGCGAGGCGUGGCCGGUGGCAAUUACGUUAACGCCGUAAACGGAGUCCCAAAUGUCGGCCAACAUGUAGGAAACUUCUUAACUUGGCUCAUCAACACCACCCGUGGCAACUGGAACAACGUGCAUCUUGUUGGCUUCAGUCUUGGCGCUCACGUCGUUGGCAAUGCUGGACGUACAACUGGCAACCGCCCGGCUAGAGUUACUGGAUUAGACCCCGCUGGUCCUUUGUGGCAUUCAAAUGGAAAUGCCUUGCGCGCUUCGGAUGGACAAUACGUGGAGGCUAUUCAUACGGAUGGUUAUCUUCAGGGGAUCAUGACAGCUAUUGGGCAGGCUAACUUCUACCCCAACGGAGGCAGAAAUCCUCAACCUGGUUGCUCAGAUAGUAUCUGUUCCCAUGAUCGGGCGCCUAGUCUGUUCGCAGUAACGAUCCGGUAUAACAGACACAUCGGAAGACUGUGCGCAAACCUUUCACAGGCUCAGAGCAACAGUUGCACUGGCAGUACUUUCCAUAUGGGCAACAGUAUUAUCAAUAAACGAGGAAACGGCAUCUACGGUCUUCAAACUGGCGCAUCUUGGCCAUAUUAAUUACAAUACUAAUAAUAAUAAUCCUUGAUGAUAUCAGGUUGUUUGAUUUAUACUUUAAUUUUUACAAUUUAUAAUGAAAUGAAUAAAAAAUCAGGAAUAUAUA